Agelaius phoeniceus (red-winged blackbird) is the source of this 1772-nucleotide messenger RNA. RefSeq names its product pannexin 1 (gene PANX1). The record is from RefSeq and is a predicted model, not a curated record. Gene Ontology annotation, biological process: cell-cell signaling; monoatomic cation transport; positive regulation of interleukin-1 production. Gene Ontology annotation, molecular function: wide pore channel activity. NCBI's taxonomy places the organism in Eukaryota, Metazoa, Chordata, Aves, Passeriformes, Icteridae. Gene Ontology annotation, cellular component: plasma membrane.
AUGGCCAUCGCGCACAUCGCCACCGAGUACGUGUUCUCCGACUUCCUGCUGAAGGAGCCGCCCGAGACGCGCUACAAGGGGCUGCGGCUGGAGCUGGCGCUCGACAAGAUCGUCACCUGCAUCGCCGUGGGGCUGCCGCUGCUCCUCAUCUCCCUCGCCUUCGCCCAGGAGGUCUCCAUCGGUGCUCAAAUAAGCUGUUUUGCACCCAGCUCCUUCUCCUGGCGACAAGCUGCUUAUGUGGACUCCUACUGCUGGGCAGCUGUGCAGCAGAAGCAACCAUCCCACAACAACUUGGAAAACAUACCCCUGUCACUGCAUAAAUUCUUCCCAUACAUCCUUCUGCUUGUUGCUAUCCUGCUGUAUCUGCCAUGUCUGUUCUGGCGCUUCACUGCAGCACCUCACCUUUCCUCAGACCUGAAAUUUAUUAUGGAAGAACUUGACAAAGCCUAUAACAGGGCAAUCAAAGCUGCUAACAGCAUUCGGAGUGGAGACCCCAGGGACCCUGCUGACUCGAUUCCAGCUGCUAAUGAGAACUUGACACAGAGUUUGUGGGAAAUAUCUGAAAGCUACUUUAAAUACCCAAUUGUGGAGCAGUACCUGAAGACAAAAAAGAAUUCCAAGUGCUUAAUAAUGAAAUACAUUACAUGCCGUUUGCUCACACUAGUAAUUAUUUUCAUUGCAUGCCUCUAUCUGGGCUACUACAUCCGUCUCUCCUCUCUGAGUGAUGAGUUUCUUUGCACUAUCAAAACUGGGAUCCUUAAGAAUGACACAACUGUUCCAGAAGUGGUUCAGUGCAAGCUUAUUGCUGUUGGUGUCUUCAAGGUACUCAGCUAUAUUAACCUGAUAGUCUAUCUGAUGGUGAUGCCCCUGGUAGUGUAUGCAAUGUUUGUGCCAUGGAGGUGGAAUUCAGGUGUUCUCAAAGUGUAUGAAAUCUUGCCAACUUUUGAUGUUCUGAAACUUAAGUCAAAUCAUUUUGAUGACUUAAGCCUUUACCUCCUCUUUCUUGAGGAAAAUGUGAGUGAACUUAAAUCAUUUAAAUGCCUUAAGGUGCUGGAGAACAUUGCAGUUUCUGAGAAGUUUGAUGUCAUGCAGCUUUUGGUAAACCUUGGUACUAUUAAGACUGAUACCAUAGAUGGCAAGCCAGGGACUGCUGAGUUGGAGAAGCCUGAAGAAACAACUACAGAAGAGCUGGAAAAAGAUGCAACAGAGUUACAAGUUCUGACAGACCGUGGUGCAAGUGGCAAUACCAAUAUGAGAGAAGACAAGAGACUUCGCCAAAGGCUCAUAGAUUCUUCGUGCUGAUGCUUCCCAGCUGCAGGAGCCAGGAGCCCAUUCCAUGGGAAGGCUUCUCCACUGGGCUCAGUGCAAGGUGCUGCUCUUUAAUGCAACGUUCUCAAUCACCUGACAGUUCCCCAGAGGCCAAACUGGUUUACAGACUAUUUGUUGUAUAAUAAUCAGGAGUCAUGUGCCUGAAAAAGCACGUUCUACGCUUCCGUUAUUUAUUAAAACAAUCAAACCACACACAAGGAGGAACAAGAACAAAACAAUUCUGUCAUGAGUAGCAAGUGAUGUGUGUUGAAUGCAGUUGAAGCUGGCAGCUGGACAGAGCUCACUCCAUGCUGGACAGGGAUGGGAACAUAAGCCUGCAGGUAGCAAAAAGGGAUGGCCGCUGAUUGCAUUCUGAAGUGUUGCUCUGCAGCAGUGGCCAUCUCAGUUCUGGGGUUUAAGUAACGUAACUUUGGGCUCUCUGACCUGGAGAAGGGGGGCUGGGG